AGUACGUUCCAGUCUUCAGUCCUCUCUACAUGACAGUGACUUGUGUAUGUCAGUGGAGCCCCAGUUAGAGACAGACAUGAUACCUGCAGUGGUACUGAUGACCCUGUUGUGGAGCACAGAUCUCCAGGCUCAAAGCGUCAGUCCACCAGCUGAAUACUCAGUCAGACUGGUGGAUGGGACCACUUCCUGUUCUGGGACAGUGGAAGUCUUCAAUGAAGGAGAGUGGUUAGGUCUUUGUACUAGUUGGUGGAGCAUGAUGAUAGAGGUCAGGUUUGUGUGUAGAGAGCUGGACUGUGGAAAUCCUGUAGCUGAAUCUGGAGGACCUCUGCUUGAAGAUGGAAGACGAAGAGUUAUACUAGGUGGUUGCUAUGGAAAUGAGUCUUCUAUUAGACAGUGUGACAUUGUAAGAGGAGGACCUGGUGGCUGUAAUGGUAGAACUUAUCAUCAUGUGACCUGUUCAGCAUCAGACCUUGUAGUUCAGAUGGUACUGAAGUGA
Oncorhynchus mykiss (rainbow trout) is the source of this 496-nucleotide messenger RNA. NCBI's taxonomy places the organism in Eukaryota, Metazoa, Chordata, Actinopteri, Salmoniformes, Salmonidae. The record is from RefSeq and is a predicted model, not a curated record.